Heterostelium album PN500 is the source of this 486-nucleotide messenger RNA. RefSeq lists its product as uncharacterized. The transcript has 2 exons. The record is from RefSeq and is a predicted model, not a curated record. The coding region runs from base 1 to 486 and encodes 161 amino acids. NCBI's taxonomy places the organism in Eukaryota, Evosea, Eumycetozoa, Acytosteliales, Acytosteliaceae.
AUGUCAGGAGAAUUUGUAAAUGAAGAAUAUAUGGGAACAGAAGCACCAAAGGGUGUAGAGUUUUCAGCGUUGAACGAAGCCGAAGGAAACUACGCUUUCAUUCAGAAUACAGGUAUUGCAUAUUUGGGUGGUGUUUUCGUUGGUACCACCGCUGGUGUGCUUCAAGGUUCACAGAGUGCCACUCAAUACACAGGUUUCAAACCAAGAUUGAACGUAAUGCUGAAUUAUACAGGAAAGAGUGCUGCUACCUGCGCAAACACCGCAGCCUCUGUAGUACUCUCAUACGGUGUCGUCAAACUGUUACUCUCUAAAUCGACUGGUUACGAUGAGGACAGUGUUUUCUGUUCGGUGGCUGCUGGUGCAGCUGUAGGUUCCGUUUAUAAAGCUCCUGGUGGAUUUGCUAAAUCGGCAAUUGGAGGUACAAUUGGAGGUUUGCUUGGAUAUUUAAAUGUUUUAGGUCGUUCAAGGCAUCCACAGUGGAAAUAA